This is a messenger RNA of Fonticula alba, 1431 nucleotides long. RefSeq names its product glycine hydroxymethyltransferase. The coding region runs from base 1 to 1431 and encodes 476 amino acids. Gene Ontology annotation, biological process: folic acid metabolic process; tetrahydrofolate interconversion; L-serine catabolic process. Gene Ontology annotation, molecular function: glycine hydroxymethyltransferase activity; cobalt ion binding; pyridoxal phosphate binding. Gene Ontology annotation, cellular component: cytoplasm. The transcript has 7 exons. The record is from RefSeq and is a predicted model, not a curated record. Lineage: Eukaryota; Rotosphaerida; Fonticulaceae.
AUGAGCUCUCCCAUCCCGCCCGGCGGAAGCCCUCCCCCGGCCGACCGCUUGCCCCUGGCGGCGGUGACCGUGCCGGACAGCCAGAGCGACAACCUUGGCUCCGAUGGCGACGUCCUGAUGCAGCCCCCCUCUUCGGAGGGGCAUAUGAUGCUUCCCCCUUCAUCCGCCUCCUCGGCCGGAGUGUUGGCCUCCGAUCUGCCGACCUCCUCCGGAGCACAUGAGCCGUCGAGCCCCUUCUCGACUUUCGUUGCACCAUCGAGCCCUGGCUCCGAGGCGGUCCCCUUUGCCAUGGCCACGUCUGCGUCCUCCUUCUCCAGCGGGCUGCCCUCCAGCCCCACCUCCUCGCAGAUGAUCCCCUCACAGUUCGAGCUGACCACGUCGCCGUCCUCCUCCGGUCUGAUGGCCUUCGCCCGGCGCAUUCGCUCGACUCGCUCCAGUCACCCGCCCUCCUCGGCCGAGCAUAGCCAGCCUCCCUCGUCUGGCGGGCUGACCGAUGGCCUGGGCAGCCUGGGCAGCCUGGGCAGCGUGGGCUUCAGCGCCAUGUCCGGCUUCGGGAGCACCGGCUACGGUUUGAUGUCUGACGCUUUGACCAGUGCGUCCGCCGUCCGCGGCAUGUCCUCCAUCCCUGCGUGGGUCAACGGCCUCAACGAGAAGCUCGAGACCGCCGACCCCGAGAUGUUCGACAUCAUCGAGCACGAGAAGCUGCGCCAGCUGUCCAGUAUCGACCUGAUCCCGUCCGAGAACUUCACCUCCCAGGCCGUGCUCGACGCCCUGGGCUCCGUCAUGCAGAACAAGUACUCCGAGGGCUACCCCAACGCCCGGUACUACGGCGGCAACGAGUUCAUCGACCAGAGCGAGCUCCUGUGCCAGAAGCGCGCCCUGGCCGCCUUCAACCUCAACCCCGAGGAGUGGGGCGUCAAUGUGCAGCCGCUGUCCGGCUCCCCGGCCAACCUUUGCGCCUACGGCGCCGUGCUCAAGCCCCACGACCGCAUCAUGGGCCUGGACCUGCCCCACGGUGGCCACCUGAGCCAUGGCUACCAGACCCCCACCAAGAAGAUCUCCCACAUCUCGGUCUACUACGAGACCAUGCCCUACCGCCUGGACACCGAGACCUCGCUGAUCGACUACGACACCCUGGCCAAGACCGCCACCCUCUUCCGCCCGAAGAUGCUGGUCGCCGGCAUGUCGGCCUACUCGCGCCACUACGACUACAAGCGCAUGCGCGAGGUGGCCGACUCCGUGGGUGCCUACCUCCUGUCCGACAUGGCCCACAUCAGCGGCCUGGUCGCGGCCGACCUGUCCACCAACCCCUUCGAGUAUUCGGACUUGGUCACCACCACCACGCACAAGCUCCUGCGCGGCCCGCGUGGCGCCAUGAUCUUCUACCGCAAGGGCAACUACACCGACACCCAGGGCAAGGUCACUGGCUGA